AUGAAUGGGCUAAACUGCGUCAGUAUUUGCCACCUUCUCUGUUGCCCUCCUCUCCCAUCACGAAUAGCAGCUAAACUUGCAUUUCUUCCCCCAGAGCCAAGUUAUUCAUUGACAAAAGAGGGUUCUCAAUAUCAAUUAGUGCUUUCUCGUUAUUUAUAUCCUCAUGAUUUUUUGCCCUCAUAUGUACUUGACAAAAUCGAUGUAUUUACCUCAUCUACCAGGAAGGGUAACAGCAUUGUAAUGAUAUAUAUGAAAACAAAUCCCUCUACGAAGCUCACCUUUUUGCUUAGCCAUGGCAAUGCCGUUGACAUUGGAUUAAUGUUGAAUUUUAUGCAUGACCUUAGUUUCAAGUUGGGGGUCAAUAUUAUGUCUUAUGACUACUCCGGAUAUGGAGCUUCUACAGGAAAACCUUUGGAAAAGCAUUUAUACGCAGAUGCUGAAUGCGCACUAGAGCAACUUCAAAGACGAUUUUCUAUUCCUUUGGAACAGAUUGUAUUGUAUGGGCAGAGUAUAGGGACUGUGCCUACAGUCUAUCUUGCUACGAGAUUCAGAGUGGCUGCUGUUGUUCUUCAUUCGCCCCUCAUGUCUGGCCUGCGGGUCGCUUUCCCCAAAGUCAAAAGAAACUACUGUUGUGAUGUUUUUCCAAACUUACUACGUACGCCACGCAUACUUUCACCGACUCUGAUAAUUCACGGUGUCUGCGACGAAGUGAUUGGAGUGAAUCAUGGCCAAACUCUAUAUGCAGCUCUUCCAGAAUCUCUUGUAUUAGAACCUCUUUUCCUAAUUGGUGGCGGGCAUAAUGAUUGCGAAGUCUUUCCUCAGUAUCUUUCUCGCCUUCUGCGUCUAGUUCAUCGUGAAAUGCCUCGAUUAGCUGAAUUGGCUCGCCGUGACAUUUCUUCCCAAGACUACCAUCCUUCAACUCCUCAUUCUCAUAAUUGUCUAAGGAAAAGAUCGAACACUUCUAAAGAAGUACCAGUGUAUUCAUCAGAUGAGGCUGGUGACACCAAGAAGCAAAAAAGUCCCGACAAUCUUGGUGAUCGUAACUCUAUUUCUUCUUCGGCUUCGUCUGAACUUAGUCCUAUGCUAAUUCAGUCUUUUCCUUCCUCUUCUAUA
Molecule: messenger RNA, 1113 nt
Organism: Protopolystoma xenopodis
Lineage: Eukaryota; Metazoa; Platyhelminthes; Monogenea; Polystomatidea; Polystomatidae
Source: the annotation of a GenBank genome assembly